Messenger RNA from Photinus pyralis (common eastern firefly), 652 nucleotides. RefSeq names its product transmembrane protein 18 (gene Tmem18). The coding region runs from base 160 to 606 and encodes 148 amino acids. The record is from RefSeq and is a predicted model, not a curated record. The transcript has 4 exons. Gene Ontology annotation, cellular component: nuclear membrane. Lineage: Eukaryota; Metazoa; Arthropoda; Insecta; Coleoptera; Lampyridae.
UUACCGAAUAACCUCAUUCAUUCGCAAAUUAUCAGUAGUUGGGAGUUUAUUUUGAAGGAGUUCGUGCGAUAAUAUCGAAAGUAAAUAAAAGUGAGAGUGUUUUUUAUAGUGAAUAAGUGGAACUGUUACACACAAUUAAGGCCAUAUGAAACAGUCGAGAUGAUUGACCAGAAUUUUGUAGAAGUUAAUCAAAUAAACAGCUUCCUCGCAUUCAUAUGGAGUAUUGACUGGCGAGAUCCUUGGUUAAUUGGUCUUUGCAUUUUCCACGUAUCCGUAACGCUCAUGGCCAUUUCGACGAGGAAUUAUGGAAACUUUCAGGCGAUACUAUUCUUCUGUUUAAUAUUAUUGGUAUAUUUUUCUGAGAAUAUAAAUCAGUUAGCCUCAACAAAUUGGAAAAUAUUCUCAAGGCAACAGUAUUUCGACAGCCGAGGGUUAUUUAUAUCGGUUGUUUUCUCUGUUCCCAUACUACUAAAUUGUAUGAUAAUGAUGGGCAGCUGGUUAUGGCAGUCGAGGCAGUUAAUGAUAACAUUAAAAACAGCGCAAUUAAGAGAACGUUUGCGCCAGGAACGACAACAACGAAAGUUAGAUAAAUUAAAGGAACAAUAGCUAUUUAAGUCUUUUGUUUAUUAUUUAAUAUAAGUGUAUACCUUUA